GAUUAUGCCCAUUGUAUUGUUGAUUCUUUGGAAAAUAUCACUCAUUCGCUUUGCACCCUGGAGUUUGAAACCCGCCGUGCAUCAUAUUACUGGUUACUGGAUGCACUAGGCCUUUACCAGCCUUUUGUUUGGGAGUACUCACGGUUGAAUGUGUCAAAUACUGUGAUGUCAAAGCGUAAAUUGAACCGUCUUGUAACAGAGAAAUGGGUUGACAGCUGGGAUGAUCCUCGUCUCAUGACAUUAGCAGGAUUGCGACGUAGAGGGGUAACUUCAACAGCAAUUAAUGCUUUUGUUCGUGGGAUUGGAAUAACUAGAAGUGACUGUAGUAUGAUACACCUUAGUCGCCUCGAAUACCAUAUAAGAGAAGAACUAAAUAAAACAGCUCCUAGAACAAUGGUUGUGCUAAAUCCCCUUAAGGUUGUCAUCACAAACCUUGAAGCUGGCUUAGUAACGGAUCUAGAUGCAAAGAAAUGGCCUGAAGCUCCAGCUAACGAUGCUUCGUCAUUUUAUAAGGUCCCCUUUUCUAGAGUUGUGUACAUUGAACGUACAGAUUUUAGAUUAAAAGAUUCUAAAGAUUAUUUUGGCCUUGCUCCUGGAAAAUGUGUCUUACUAAGGUAUGCAUACCCGAUAAAAUGUACAGAUGUAAUUCUUGCUGAUGACAAAGAGACGGUUCUUGAGAUUCGGGCAGAGUAUGAUCCGUCCAAGACGACCAAGCCUAAGGGUGUUCUUCAUUGGGUUGCAGAACCUUCACCCGGGGUUGAUCCACUUAAGGUGGAGGUCCGGCUAUUUGACAGGCUCUUCCUCUCCGAGAAUCCCGCCGAACUCGAAGACUGGCUUGGUGAUUUGAACCCUGAGUCUAAAGUGGUGAUACAAAAUGCUUAUGCUGUGCCCUUAGUUAGGACGGCUGCUCUUGGAGACAGAUUUCAGUUUGAAAGGCUCGGGUAUUUUGCUGUUGACCAGGAUUCCACUUCUGAGAAACUGGUCUUCAAUCGGACUGUCACGCUGCGUGAUAGCUAUGCCAAGGGUGGAAAAUGAAGCUUUAUGAAGAAAUGGAAGUGAAAUGGCAGUGUGUGAUCGAGUGAGAUUAACUAAUGCAUUUUUCUUGAUAUUUACGUGUACAAAUAGACAUUUUCAAGAAUGAACAUUUUUGGUAUUCCGGGAAUACACCCAAGUUUAGAUCUCGUACAAAUCAUCGUUGCUUAAAAAAGACAAUAAAGUUUUGGUAGCUCAAUUUUGUUACUCUCCCGUGAA
Messenger RNA from Nicotiana tabacum (common tobacco), 1251 nucleotides. NCBI's taxonomy places the organism in Eukaryota, Viridiplantae, Streptophyta, Magnoliopsida, Solanales, Solanaceae. The record is from RefSeq and is a predicted model, not a curated record.